GAAUGCGCUGCCCGCACCAGAACCAUUCAUGUCAUUGGCCCUUCCUUGAAGCUCCCAAUUUUAUAUCUCCAACUCUUCUACCCCUUGAGCAGCUUCUUGAUAAUCGGGCUCAUCCAUGGCCUCCUGCGGCAGCUUGAGCUCUCUCUUCGAGAAGCCAAUGCCCGAGAAACCGACGCUGAUCGAGUCCCUCUCCUCAUGGAACCAGAUCCUUCCAAAGACCCAUCUCGAUGCCGCCCACUUCACCGAGAUCUUUGGGGAGCUCCACUUCGAGGGCAAGCCACCAUUCUCUCCUUCACUGUCGACCUACAAACCUGCGUCGGAGUCCUUUCUGGGCUUGUCCGCGAACUCGGACAAGCUGCAGCUCUGCACCGAGCGGCUUGGCUCUGAGAGCUCCGACGACGUCGAUGACCUCGGCGACCGCGAAGGCCUGGAGAUCAAGAGUUUGCACGAAGGGCAGAGCAUGGUUUGCAAUAGCUGUUGCGUUUUGAGGCCGAGGAGAACAGGGGAGUUUCCUCCACCGAUUCCGUCGAUAGGGAAGAGCGGGAAGCCGUGGGUUUAUUUAAAAUCUUAUAGAGACGGCGGUAGGUUCCUCCUCAGGGAGAUCAGGAUUCCAUCUCAUGAGUUCUUGCACGCCUCGCGCCAGGAUGGGCGGCUUAAGCUGCAGUUGGUCCACCCUAGCGAGUUGGGUUCUGAAGGAUAUGAUGAUGAUGAUGAUGAGGAGGAGGAGGAGGAGGAGGAGGAACUGGAGGAAGAGGGAGAAGAGAAGGAAGAAUUUGGUGAUGACAAUGGUGAAUAUUAAACCAUGCAAUACUUGGUUUACUUAUAAUUUGGGUAUUACUUCCUGCUGUUUACAGAAAAAAAAAAUGAGGGAAAGAGAAAAUACAAAAUAAAAGAAAUAUCAAUAGUAGUGUUCGCGUUCAUGGAAGGAACUAAGAGUACAGUGUUUGAUGUGUGAAGCUUGCACUUCAUGUGGAAAGAAGAUAAGAUGUUUAACUUAAUUAUUCAAGCUCACAGUGUAAUUGCUCUGUUAAUUAGUAUACUCAUUUAACAAAUAAACAAGGUGAAAUAAAUAUUUAGAAUUUA
Molecule: messenger RNA, 1083 nt
Organism: Zingiber officinale
Lineage: Eukaryota; Viridiplantae; Streptophyta; Magnoliopsida; Zingiberales; Zingiberaceae
Product: protein FAF-like, chloroplastic
Exons: 1
Coding region: 116-799 (227 amino acids)
Source: RefSeq, a predicted model, not a curated record